Messenger RNA from Letharia columbiana, 939 nucleotides. RefSeq lists its product as uncharacterized. The coding region runs from base 1 to 939 and encodes 312 amino acids. Gene Ontology annotation, cellular component: plasma membrane; fungal-type vacuole. The transcript has 5 exons. NCBI's taxonomy places the organism in Eukaryota, Fungi, Ascomycota, Lecanoromycetes, Lecanorales, Parmeliaceae. The record is from RefSeq and is a predicted model, not a curated record.
AUGUCACCUCUUUCUCUCCUGCUGCCUCGUGCGCAAGAUUGCACCAACAUAUCCGCCGACUGCCCAGUCUCGCAAUCAUUCUAUGGCUACUCGCCGUCCCUCGGCCCAGACAUCACAUUGCUCGUUCUUUUCAGUAUGGCACUGGUAGGACAUGGGGUACAGGGAUGGUACUAUCGCGCUUGGGGAACGUUGACUGCGAUGUUGUGGGGAUGUAUCUGCGAGGUGUUGGGAUACAUCGGUAGAUUGAUGAUGCAUCCGAAUGCUUUCAAUUUGAACGGGUUCCUGAUCCAGAUCUGCUGCCUCACGAUUGCUCCGGCUUUCUUCUCUGCGGCGAUCUACCUUUGCUUGUCACGGCUCGUUCUGCUCUUCGGUACGGAAGUAUCUCGGCUGCCGCCCAAGUACUACGCCUACAUUUUCAUCAGCUGCGACAUUGUUUCUCUUGCGCUCCAGGGUGCUGGUGGUGGACUUGCAUCCGUUGCCGCACAAAAUGAUACCAGUCUCACCGUCGGAGAUAACUUCCAGCUUGCAGGAUUGGCGUUUCAAGUGGCUAGCUUGACCCUCUUUGCUGUUCUUUCCGCGGAAUACGCAUUCCGUGUCUAUCGAAGCCCACAAGCUUCUGCGAGAGCCCCUGGUAUCUUCCGACACAACAAGGGCUUGAUUUACUUCCUUGUUGCAUUGGCAACUUCCUGGCUGUUCAUCGAGAUUCGAUGCAUUUACCGCGUCAUUGAGCUGGCCGGCGGUUGGGGCAGCUCGCUGAUGAAGAAGCAGACAGAUUUUGUGGUUCUGGAGGGAGCAAUGAUCAUCAUCGCCGUGGGUGUAUUGAAUGCUUUCUACCCAGGGAAAUAUCUGAACAGGGCUGUGGAUCCCGAAAGGUUGGAUGAGAAGAAGGCAUCGGAUACUGAGUUGGCGACGCCAACGAUGUCGGCGACUGUGUUCUGA